CUCGGUCCGGGGUUGCAAACUGCUAGGUGCGAGUGGCUGCGGCGCAGGCAGCCGGGACCAAGCAGGGAUCGUAACAGGGUCGAGCGCGACCCGGGACAGGUCCGGGGGCGGAGCUGGGCCGGGGCUCGCCCGGGAAGGGGCGGAGCUGCGGCGGUGGCGCCAAAUCGCGAAUAUGGCGCCGGAGCGGUUGCGGAGCCGGGCGCUCUCUGCCUUUAAGUUGCGGGGCUUGCUACUCCGGGGUGAAGCUAUUAAGUACCUCACAGAAGCUCUGCAGUCUAUCAGUGAAUUAGAGCUUGACGAUAAACUGGAAAAGAUAAUUGAUGCAGUUGAAAAGCAACCCUUGUCAUCAAGCAUGAUUGAACGAUCUGUGGUGGAAGCAGCAGUCCAGGAAUGCAGUCAGUCUGUUGAUGAAACUAUAGAGCACGUUUUCAAUAUCAUAGGAGCAUUUGAUAUUCCACGCUUUGUGUACAAUUCAGAAAGAAAAAAAUUUCUUCCGCUGUUAAUGACCAACCACCCUGCACCAAAUUUAUUUGGAACAGCAAGAGAUAAAGCAGAGCUGUUUCGUGAGCGAUAUACCAUUUUGCACCAGAGGACCCACAGGCAUGAAUUAUUUACUCCUCCGGUGAUAGGUUCUCACCCUGAUGAAAGCGGAAGCAAAUUCCAGCUUAAAACAAUAGAAACCUUAUUGGGUAGUACAACCAAAAUCGGAGAUGUGAUUGUUCUUGGAAUGAUAACGCAGUUAAAAGAGGGAAAAUUUUUUCUGGAAGAUCCUACUGGAACAGUACAACUAGACCUUAGUAAAGCUCAGUUCCAUAGUGGUUUAUACACAGAGGCAUGCUUUGUCUUAGCAGAAG
Mandrillus leucophaeus (drill) is the source of this 854-nucleotide messenger RNA. Its product is annotated as DNA polymerase epsilon subunit 2-like. The record is from RefSeq and is a predicted model, not a curated record. Gene Ontology annotation, cellular component: epsilon DNA polymerase complex. Gene Ontology annotation, biological process: DNA-templated DNA replication; error-prone translesion synthesis. The transcript is spliced from 9 exons. NCBI's taxonomy places the organism in Eukaryota, Metazoa, Chordata, Mammalia, Primates, Cercopithecidae. The annotation marks the transcript as partial. Gene Ontology annotation, molecular function: DNA binding.